Messenger RNA from Mesorhabditis belari, 1044 nucleotides. NCBI's taxonomy places the organism in Eukaryota, Metazoa, Nematoda, Chromadorea, Rhabditida, Rhabditidae. The record is from the annotation of a GenBank genome assembly.
AUGGCCACCACUGAUUCGUUUAAUGACGAUUUUCAAGAGCGCCUCGUCGAGAAGUUGCGGAAGCAAAAAGCCUAUAUAUUCUUGACGAAAGUGAUUCGCGAGGCGGUGAUGCGAAUGCUCGACGUUGGGCGGCCGUAUCCUGUGCUCUCCGAGAAUGAUCUAAUCUCGCGUUCAAUUGUCUAUCACUGGUUGAAAGAUUGUUGUUUGGACGCCACUGCUGAGUUGCUACAAGCUGAAACUUACGAGGUGUUACCUCGAGAAACCUGGGUUCGAGAUCAAGAGGAAGAGAAAUUAUUUGAUAUAAAAGAAGCUCGAGAAAUUCAGCCAAUAUUAUUUGAUGCAAAACUUCCACUAAAUAAAGCAGCGCUUCCGGUUGAGCCAAGAUUGCACACCGAGAAAUCCGUGGACCCAAUCGAUAUCUCGCCAUCAGUGGAACAGCAAUCGGCCCCAAGCUCUCCAAUUCGAGCAGUUGCUGACGGUCGAGCUUCAUCAGCGCAAAGUUCAAUCUCUAUAAAAUCCGCAAAGAAUUCUCUCAACAAUAACCUCCUUCAAUCAAUGUCAAAUCUUCGGAAAUCACUUACAAAAAAUCAGACUUCAGAGAAAUCCAGCAUCGCUCAAUUGGAGGAAGUUCAACAAGCAAAGGAAAUGAAUCCAUCAAGUUCUCCAUCAGCCAGCCAAUCAACCUCUUCAUCUUCAACGGCUUCAAGUCCACAAGAACCAACAGGAAACACUUCUUGGUUCAAUCGAUCCACUCCAAAACCUCCCAUCGAGCCACUCACUGGAAUCUCUAAACCUUUAUUCUCUUCCACCUCAUCACUGCCACCAUUGAAUGCUCCAUCUUUGCCACCAAUAGGCCGAUCGCUUGGACUGCGCUCAAUUGCUGCUCUUGAUUUCAACGAAACCUCACUUUCAGCCUCAAACGAUGAACAAAAAGAGCCAAAUGCCGAGCGAGUUCAAGUCGAAGAAAUUGAAGUAGACGAAGAGUUGGCCGAGUUUGAUGUUGAUGAUCUUCUUCAAUCCGAUGCUGCAUCGAGUAUCUCUUUU